AUGUCGGCCCUCAAUGGCUCCUAUACGGCGACCUUGAGUCCCACGGUUGCUUCUUCCGAGACUACCGCUACAUUCCCACCACAUACGCUCGCGAGCUCCAUCUCGUCUCUAUCCUCAUCGACUUCAGCGCGCCACACUUCACAAAUCUCAAAAACCUACCGCCAGGCCUCGACUCUCUUCCUCACCCGCCGUCUACCCGAGGCACUAUCGACCAUCUUGCCACUGAUCACCCCGCCCUCGGGACAGUCUGAGAACGGCGCAGGCGAACCAGCGCCCGUCGCCAGGGCAUCGCGAUCCACGAGGAUCAAGGUCUGGAGCCUGUACCUGACGACGCUCAACGCCAUUGUCGAACUGGAGCCGGACGAAGGAAAGGAUGCGUUUGGGAGCCAGGAGUGGAGAUCGCUGUGCACCAAAGUCAGGGAAGGAGACGUCUGGGAGGAGGUCGUACGCAACGGAUACCACGGCGUCGAGAGCGACGUCGAUUCGGACGUUGUCAUUAAUCUCGCCACACUUUUAUUAGCCCACGCCCGGACACAAGAAUUGAACCAAAGGAAGCUCGAGAGCUAUCUCGCAGCCGCCACAUCACCAAACCUGGACUUCUCCAAGAGAUUUUCCGACUCGCCAUCGCCGUCACCACGGCUGAACCGGCAUAGGUCUCCGGCGAAGGCCACUAGUGGAGCGGAUACACCGAGAGAUCUGAAUGCGAGAGUCAAGAUCCUCGAGCUGUACACGCUCCACGUACUUAUUCGCAAUAAUGAAUGGGAUUAUGCCCGAGAGUUUAUCAGCGUCAGCUCGGUACUAGACGACGAGCGUCGCGAGGCGUUUUUGCAAGCUCUACAAAGCCUGCAGGAGGAACAGCAAGAAGCCGAGAGGCGAGAGACGGAAGAGCGACGUGAGCAAGAGGAGCAGCUACGGCGUGAUAUUGAGGAGGCGAAGAAGCUGAGAGCAGAAAAUGAAGAGAGGGAACGACGAAGGUUAGAGGAAGAGCGGGCACGGAGAGAAGGCGCCGAGGGAGACUACGGCAUCGAAAAGACACCGAGUAAAGCAGGCUCGAGCAAGGCGGGGUCAAGCAAGGGACGUCACGCCAGGGCCGUUUCCAACACAUCAGGGUCGAACUCUAAUUCGAAAAUGCCCGUCUCCCGGGCAAAAGGCGAACCCUCAGCUCCGCCGACCUUUGGAACGAGGGCGUCAAUGGUCAUCUCUCGGAUGCGCGAGGUGAUUGACCAGCUGGGAGCAUCAUUUAAGACAAACCCGAUGCUGCUGAUGCGGCUCGUGGCCUUUAUUUUGGGGUUGGUCGUCAUGUUUGGGCAGAAGAAUGUCCGCGAACGGAUACAGCGUGUGCUUGGUAAUGGUUGGAACAAGGUCAAGGCGACCGCGGGAAUGGGAGUCAAGGUUAGCUACAUAUGA
Molecule: messenger RNA, 1407 nt
Organism: Colletotrichum phormii
Lineage: Eukaryota; Fungi; Ascomycota; Sordariomycetes; Glomerellales; Glomerellaceae
Product: peroxin 26
Exons: 2
Coding region: 1-1407 (468 amino acids)
Source: RefSeq, a predicted model, not a curated record